Molecule: messenger RNA, 2580 nt
Organism: Hypomesus transpacificus
Lineage: Eukaryota; Metazoa; Chordata; Actinopteri; Osmeriformes; Osmeridae
Product: extracellular calcium-sensing receptor-like
Exons: 12
Coding region: 1-2580 (859 amino acids)
Biological process (GO): G protein-coupled receptor signaling pathway
Cellular component (GO): membrane
Molecular function (GO): G protein-coupled receptor activity
Source: RefSeq, a predicted model, not a curated record
AUGUUCCUGUCCUGGUUCAUCUCUGGGUGGCAGAACUCAGCCAUGCCCCUGCUGCUGCUGUGGGCAGUGGGCAGGGAUGUGGGGGGCAGAGGGGGUUGGGGGCUGGAGGUGGUCCUGGCCACUGUGUGCUCGCGGUGGGACCAGUCGGAGGCGCUGGAUCACCGGAGCCUCUCCCAGGAUGGGGACGUGCUGAUUGGGGGACUCUUCCCUUUCCACAACCAGCCUCCUGCCCCAGACCUGCGCUUCACUACACCCCUGGACCUGCAACCCUGUGCCAGUUUUCAGGGGCAGCAAAUGAGAUGGGCACACGCCAUGGUGUUUGCGGUGGAUGAGAUUAACCGGGAUCCCUUCCUUUUACCGGGGCUGCGUUUGGGCUACCGUAUUCUGGAUAGCUGCAUCAUGCACCCCUGGUGCCUCCGAGGGGCGCUGUCUCUGGUAGCAGGGAGGAGCCCGCAGUAUGGGCGAUCUGCAGACUCUGUGUCUCUGGUCAUCGGCGACGCCUCGUCCACUCAGAGUAUGAUCCUCGCCAGCACUCUGGGGCCUCUCUCUGUACCAGUGAUCAGCUACCAGGCCAGCUGCCCCUGUCUCAGCGACAGAAGUCGGUACCCCAACUUCUUCAGAACCAUCCCCAGUGACGUGUUCCAGGCCCGGACCAUGGCCCGGCUCGCUCAGCGCUUUAGCUGGUCCUGGGUCGGGGCCGUCGCUGUGGACAAUGACUACGGGCGUCUGGGCAUUCAGGUGUUCCAGGAGGAGGUCCAAGGGACAGGAGUAUGUCUGGCGUUCUUCGAGACCUUCACCAGGGCGACUCUGGCGAGGGACAUGGAGCGGGCCGCUGGUACCAUCCAGGCCUCCUCUGCUCGCGUCAUCCUGGUGUUUGCCUGGUACACUGACGCCAGAGCCCUUCUCCUGGAGCUGGCCAAGAGAAAUGUGACUGACAGACAGUUUCUUGCCAGCGAGGCCUGGAGCACCAGUACAGAGCUGCUCCAAAACCCCGCCCUCUUCAAGGUUGCGCGCGGUGUUCUGGGCGUGGCUAUCGGAAGUGCCCCGAUGCCUGGGUUCAGCGCUCACCUGAGGGGUCUGCAUCCAUCACAGCAUCCUGAAGAUUGGCUCCUCAGGGAACUCUGGGAGAUGGAGUUUGGUGGAGCAGAGACUCUGUGGGGGGUAGAGAGCUCCUUCACCGACACCUCUCAGCUGAGGACCAGCUAUAGCGUGUACCUGGCUGUGUAUGCUGCAGCCCACGCCCUGCACAGCCUGCUCUCCUGCCCAAACAGAAACACACCCUCCUGGGGCAACAACCCAGCCUGCUCCCCUCCCCACAACCUCUCCCCUGCGGAGCUGUUGCAGCAUCUGAAACGAGUGAACUUCACCCCUCCUCUCGGAGACGAGUUCUACUUCCGGGGUGCCGAUAUCCCUGCAGCCUACGACCUGGUGAACUGGUGGCCCACCAACAAGGGCUCCCUCAAACUGGCCACCAUUGGUGAAGUCAAAGGGUCGGAUCUCCGCAUUGAUGAAUCAGCCAUCCAGUGGAUCACGGGAUCGAAUGAGCCCCCCAAGUCAGUGUGCAGUGAGAGCUGCCCUCCUGGCACCCGAUUGGCCAACAGGAAGGGGCAGCCAGUCUGCUGCUUCGACUGCAUCCCCUGUUCUGACGGGGAGGUAAGCAACCACACCGGUUCCUUCCAGUGUGAGCGCUGUCCUGAGGAGUUGUGGUCUAACAGCGAGCAGACAGCCUGCAUCCUUCGUCAGCUGGAGUUCCUCUCCUUCAACGAAACCAUGGGAAUCACCCUGACAACGGCCGCCCUGUCGGGUGCUGCGGUCACUGUUGGGGUGUUUGUUGUCUUCCUGUACCACAGACACACUCCACUGGUCCGGGCAAACAACUCAGAGCUGAGCUUCCUGCUUCUGCUGUCACUCAAGCUCUGCUUCCUGUGCUCGCUGGUGUUUAUUGGUCAGCCGUCUGUGUGGGCGUGUGGGCUCCAGCAGGCUGCGUUUGGGAUCAGCUUUGUCCUCUGUCUCUCCUGCCUGCUGGUCAAGACCAUCGUGGUCCUGGCAGCAUUCCGGUCUUCCCAGCCCGGCACUGGGGCUCUGAUGAGGAGGUUCGGCCCAAGUCAGCAGAGAGGGAGUGUCUGCAUCGUUACCUGUGUACAGGUGGUGAUCUGUGCAGUGUGGUUGUUCCUGAGUCCUCCCCUGCCUGAACGUGACCUGGGCCUCCAGGGCUCCAAGGUGGUGUUGAAGUGUGCUGCUGUGGGCUCCAUGGAGGGCUUCUCCCUGGUCCUGGGGUACAUCGGCCUGCUGGCCUCCCUCUGCCUCCUCCUGGCCUUCCUGGCCAGGAAACUCCCAGAUAACUUCAACGAGGCCAAGCUCAUCACCUUCAGCAUGCUGAUCUUCUGCGCCGUGUGGGUCGCAUUCAUACCAGCUUACGUCAGCUCUCCGGGGAAGUUCACGGUUGCCGUGGAGAUCUUUGCCAUCCUGGCCUCCAGUUACGGACUUCUGGUCUGCAUCUUCGCCCCAAAGUGUUACAUCAUCCUGCUGAGGCCUGAGAGGAACACCAAGAAACAGAUGAUGGCCAAAUAUCAAACAUGA